Messenger RNA from Trametes versicolor FP-101664 SS1, 453 nucleotides. RefSeq lists its product as uncharacterized. Lineage: Eukaryota; Fungi; Basidiomycota; Agaricomycetes; Polyporales; Polyporaceae. The transcript has 4 exons. The coding region runs from base 1 to 453 and encodes 150 amino acids. The record is from RefSeq and is a predicted model, not a curated record.
AUGCACUCGCCGUCAGAGGAGCACCAAGAUGUCUACCAUUAUCAAUACAAGCCCUCUCCCCACUCUUUCCAGCCCUUCGUGUUCCCGUGUGACCGACAAUUCCCUAUCUAUGCCCAUUGUAACUCUCAACGCAAGCGCAAAACACCUCGCCUUCGCUGUAACACCACCCAUCCCAUGCCCAUUCCUCCCCAGCGGGAUCUCAUGCAAACCGUCGACCACCGCUACGCGGAAAGCGAGCGGCCGGCGCGGUCAAGUUUUGCAUUGUCCGACAUCUUCGAGAGCGAUGAAGAAGACGUGGAGAUCGAGAUAUCGCCCGUGCUCCCCUCCACCCCCAACACCGCCAAUUCCGUCUCGACCAGCAAAAGCGCCAGGAUACGCAUGAAGUCCCUCUUCACGGGUGUUGCAUACUCCGUGAAGGCGACUUGGGACCGCGCGCGUUCCUCGAGGAAGUAA